AUGCAGUCUACACAAUCAGAAGCUCAAAUUACUCAGAAUGGACAAGCUAUUAAAAUGAACAAUUCGACUUGUCAAUCUUUAAAAUCCUUAUUUUCUGUUUCUCUAGGACCGAAUGGUACUUUUAAGGCUAUAAUUACACCAGGACAGUCACUGACAAUUACGAAAAGUGGUAGUGUAUUGUGCAAAGAUAUUCAAUUUAUUAAUCCUACAUCUAUUAUCGUGACUAAAGCUGCCAUGUCUUUAUAUAGUACAAUUGGUGAUGGUAGUACUUCCUUUAUAGUGCUUUGUUCAGAUAUAUUUAAUAGCGCAUUUAAAUACUUCUUAGACGGUGUUUCUAUUUCUUUUAUUUGUAAUAGUUUACAAUGUAGCAUUACUGAUAUUUCAAACUUUUUAUUAACUAGUUCAGUUGAAUUAGAUAAUGAAAAUAAAUUUGAAUCAUUAGCUUUUAAUUUAUUAAACACUAAACUUAGUAAGCAAAGUUCUAAAUUGUUGGCACCGAUACUAGUUAAAGCCGUUAAAAAUAUAUCUGGAUCACAGUUUCAAGAUGUAAAUAUGAUAGAAGUUAUUAAAAUGAAUGAAGGAGAUGUUAACGAUACAAAGUAUAUUGACGGACUUGUAUUAGAUCAUGGUAAUAGACACUAUGGAAUGCCUACAAAGCUUGAAAAUGUUGUAGUUCUUGUAACAAACAUGUCACUUGAAUACGAAAAACCAGAAAUUAAUGCGCAAUUCAUUUACAGUACAUCUAGACAAAGAGAAGAGUUAGUUAAGCAUGAGCGAGAAUUUAUACUCAAAAAGGCACAUUUAAUUGGAGAAUUCGCCAAAAAAAUAAAAACUGAAACGGGUAAAAGUUUAUUAUUAAUAUCAGAGAAAGGAAUUGAUCCCUUUUCUUUGGAUAUUUUGGCUAAGUAUGACAUAUUGGCUUUAAGGCGUGCAAAAAGGCGUAACAUGGAAAGGUUGAUUUAUAUGUGUGGAGGAAAUAUUAUUAGUGAAAUUUCGCAACUAGAUAUUAAAAAUUUAGGAUAUUGUUCAAAAGUCAGAGUCGUAACAAUUGGUGAAGAAAAGUACACAUAUUUAGAAGGAACACCUUAUAAAGGAUCAUGUACUAUUUUAAUAAGAGCAGACACUGAUAAUGAAAUGAAUAAAAUGAAUAAUGCUAUUAGAGGAGCACUAAAAGUUCUACAUUCGACAUAUAAGGAAAAACGUAUUAUUUCUGGCGGUUUAAAUUUAUAUAAAAAUCUUAUUAAUUUUAUCAAUAAAAAAUUAAACGAAGUAGAUGAAAAGAGUGUUAUUGGCUAUGAAAUUUUUAAAGAAGCAUUUACAAACAUGAUGAAAUAUCUUUUAAGAAAUAAAGGUAGUAAUGUUUACGAGGAUUUAGUUAAAAUUCUUAGAGGAAAUAUUGAAGUUAGAGAAAUUUAUGAUUCGUUCAAUGUUGUUUCAGGUGUCAUAAACAAUAGUGCCAUUGUUGCUAUGAGUUUAUUAAUGGUUGAUGAAAUUAUUAAGGCAGGUAAAUGUGUUAAAGAAGAGAAAUCAUAA
Messenger RNA from Vairimorpha ceranae, 1533 nucleotides. Its product is annotated as t-complex protein 1 subunit zeta. The transcript has a single exon. Gene Ontology annotation, molecular function: ATP-dependent protein folding chaperone; ATP binding. The record is from RefSeq and is a predicted model, not a curated record. Lineage: Eukaryota; Fungi; Microsporidia; Nosematidae. Bases 1 to 1533 code for a protein of 510 amino acids. Gene Ontology annotation, cellular component: chaperonin-containing T-complex. Gene Ontology annotation, biological process: protein folding.